CACUAGCGGCACGCAUCACAGUAACCCACGAGAAGCGUCAAAUGGCAGAUGCCCGAGCGCAAGGGACCGGUACUGUGAAAGCAAGCGUAACUUUUGGAAUUUUCCUCGCUCCCUGCCAGAUGUUCUGUCUUGUCAGCCUCGUCGCCACCCAAGCCAUCGCCGCCGGUGCCUUUGACACCCCCUUCAAAUCUCUCGACGAGAUUCUCCACCGUCCGAAGCUCGAAUACACCUGCGGUUUAGAGCUCCAUUAGAGGCAUGAUUUUGUGGAUAGUGAGAUAUUUGAGAUGAACUACCACACCUUUUGGGAAACAUGGCAUCGCCUAUGGCUGGUAUCUGGCAACCGAGUGCAUCAGCGACCAUAUUCCCUCCGAGUCGGUGCUGGUUCAAAACUCGACCGAGUCUUCACGCCGGCGUUACGGUCACAUUUCAUGGGCAACUCCGAGGGCAUCUUCCAAAAACUCUACCUUCCCGAACAACUCCGCAAAGAAGUAAUGCCGAUCAUAUUUGGCACAGAAGCGGCAGGGACACACGACGAGCUCUAUACAAUGUUACGGCACGCGACUUUGAAGAGGGACGAGAAUGCUCCGAUAUACCCGACUGUUGACGAGGUGAAGAACCUUGAAGAGCGUUCUAGUAUUCAGCAGCUGAAGCACGAGUACGAAGCAAUACGAGAAAAGCAAGGAUCGGACCAUAGGGAUUCGAAACGGGCUUCUAAUGCGUACUUAACCCAUAAAAGGGAACUCAUAACGCUUAUAGUCCAGGGAAAGCGAAAGAAGUACUUCGAGGAGACGGAUAGACGAAGGGCCCUUGGGCAAUCAACCAGCGACUUAUCCACGCCAACGGCAAACCUAUAUAAGCCGCUAACUCGGACCGCGGAUACCGACAAGGUCGCUAUACGUAUUGGCCACUUCCUUCGCGAGAAAGAUCUAGGAGGACACCGGCGGGCCCGGGUCUUUUCACAGCUACUUCUUGCGUACCUGGGAAACCGGAGCACUGAGGUGGAGACCAUCAUGAACUCGUUGGAGAAUAAUAAGACGCAGGACGUCGCUAAACAAACCGAGGACUGGCAAUGCCUGUUCUGUCUGAAACAUUUUGCCUACCGCGGCGGCUUGACAAGGUACAACCAGGACCACCAUUUCAGUAAAAGUGCCUUCGACCGUCCCUUUCCGUGUGACGAGUGCGGCCGUCAGGGAAAGAUGCACGACGUAGAAGGGGCAGAGCAGUGGAGCAACCAUGUGGAGAAGUGCCACGGUAUUAAGUACACGCCGAAGCCGCCACGACACAGGAAGGAUGUCAGACCAACCAAGCGAAAGCCCACCAAAGAAAGGUCCGACCGUUGCUUCUUCUGUGAAAACAUGUUCUUUGAAGGAAGCAGCCACUCGCGACACUUCAACAAAGAUCAUGGGAGUAUCUUUCUGGAGCCCUUCGCAUGCUUCGAAUGUGGGAGACAAGGAUGUAUGGCUGUAAUCGAGAGCCGGGCAGCUUGGAUGGACCAUGCCGCGGAUGUGCAUAAACGCGAUGGACACACGAUGGCCAAGGUUCCCGAGCAGGCGGGAGUUCUGGGGAAGAGGAAGAGGGGGGUGGAGAAAGGAAGGCUCGCUAGCGCGGCGUCAGAGCAACAAGCAGACCAGGACCGGCAAAGGCAUUUGGGCAUCGCUCCAAUGGUGAUAGAUCCUCGGCUGUUAGGGACUUGGUAGUAGGGAGUUAGAAGAGGCUGUAUUGUUGAACUACUUGAUCUCUCCGUCAUACGUAACUUGUCUACCUUCAGCGUGAAUGCGAACAGCAGACCGACGAAAUCUCAGAGACCCGCAUCGAGAAUCCAUCCCCCUUUCACUAUCCCUGAGAGAUGAAGGGCUCAGCCGGGUAGGCGGGGUAAGUAGGGUAAAGGGGCCCCGGACUUCAUGAUGGCGAAGACUCUACUGGUAUGUCCCUGCAAAUACACAAUAGUUAUCUCAUUUGUCAUAUGUGAUUUCCAAUUUCUAUAGAGAAAUGAAUCCGUCCCAAAUCGA
Messenger RNA from Lasiosphaeria miniovina, 2009 nucleotides. RefSeq lists its product as uncharacterized. The record is from RefSeq and is a predicted model, not a curated record. The coding region runs from base 285 to 1697 and encodes 470 amino acids. The transcript has 3 exons. Lineage: Eukaryota; Fungi; Ascomycota; Sordariomycetes; Sordariales; Lasiosphaeriaceae.